Messenger RNA from Pieris macdunnoughi, 1056 nucleotides. The record is from the annotation of a GenBank genome assembly. NCBI's taxonomy places the organism in Eukaryota, Metazoa, Arthropoda, Insecta, Lepidoptera, Pieridae.
AUGCCACCCCAAGAAUGUAAUUCGCCAGAUUUGGAUGAGAAGAGUAUUGAAAACAUUGUGAAAUUCGUAUCUGAUAUACGGACAGGGAAGCUGCAAGGAUCCAAUAAGAUUGCUGUAGCCACAGUUUCUCUUCUAGAGCAGAUCAUCACAGAUGCAUCAAAUACUAGUGUUUUAUGUCUUGUAAACGCAGUACGGGGUACUGGGCGUCGCAUAACAAAGGCAUUACCGCAGGAGCUUAUUGCUGCAAAUAUGGUGCGGCGCGUAUUGCGAGCGAUACGCGACGAGCAGAGAGCAUUGGCUAAUCAGAGUAGCGAAUACUCAGGUGAUUCCCUACAGCGUUUGGUAUUAGCAGCACCAAGUCGCAGAGCAACUUUACCUUCUAAUCACGAUCUGAGGGAGCCUAUACGAGAUCAUAUAGCAGAGCUACUUGGAGAAUUGGAAGCAAGUACAUCCUCAAUAUGUGGACAAGCAAAGGAACACAUACAUGCAGAUGAGGUGAUAUUGACAUAUGGAGCAAGCAGUUUAGUUGAGAAAUUUCUUAAAUCAUCAGGAACCAAUAAAAUGAAGAUAUUGCUGGUUGAGGGACCGAAGCACGCUGAGAGUGCCGCAAUGGCAGUCAGGUUAAGUACGCAGGGUGUUAAUGUGACCCUUGUCAAUGGUGCCGCUGUAGGUGCCCUAAUGCCAAGAGUGAACAAGGUUGUCAUUGGUGUCCGUAGUACCCUAGCUGGUGGAGCUGUUUUGGGUGAUGGUGGACUUCUAGCUGUGACCACAGCUGCUAGACAUUACAGCGUGCCUGUGAUAGCAUUGUCACCUCUAUACAAACUGUCACCGCUGCACUCGUGUGACCACACCCACUUCAACGCCCUUUCGCCUCCAUACACCGCGCUUCCGUAUAUGAGUGGCGAAAGUGCUGUGGCUCAAGUAUUCGCGCCCAUGUGCGAUUUCGUCCCGCCAGACCACGUGACUCUAUUCAUCACCAACUUAGGCGGAAGUUCGCCGUCAUACAUCUACCGUCUGCUCUCGGAAUUGUAUGACCCCAAUGAUUAUCAAAUAUAA